Messenger RNA from Hibiscus syriacus, 510 nucleotides. RefSeq lists its product as uncharacterized. The record is from RefSeq and is a predicted model, not a curated record. NCBI's taxonomy places the organism in Eukaryota, Viridiplantae, Streptophyta, Magnoliopsida, Malvales, Malvaceae. The transcript is spliced from 3 exons. Bases 1 to 258 code for a protein of 85 amino acids.
AUGGUUCUUAGGGUGGCGACGCGAGUGAGGGAUGGUGGAAAACAGAGUUCAAUUCUACUGGAAAGAUCACCAUGGGCUACCGUUACUGCUUCAUAUUUCCUCUUAACCGCUGACUAUGGCCCUGAACCUAAUGUUCUCGACCCAAUUAAGAAUACCAUACUAUCAGUGCAAAGUUCUGUGAAAGAGUUCAUCGUUGGAUCAAGGAAAGAACACCAAGAAAGUUCGCGGACUUCCGACAACGCAAAAGAACACCCGUAGGAUAUAAAUUGAAACAGUUUCGUGGUUCGUCUAUUGAAUAAGGCUUUAUAUGGUCAUUAACAUUGAGGAAUGCCUGCAAAACGUUAUAUGAAUGAGACCAAUAUUCCUUUAUCCCUUUUUGUGAUUUCAACAGGGAAGUUUGGAUUGUGUAGUACUCGUAGCAGUGUGUACUUUGUCCCUUCCUUCAAACUUCCUGGCCUUUCUUUUCUUUUCUUUUCCUUCUCGUCCUUUACUAGUAUUAUUUAUCCAAAC